AAUCAACCUCAGUGGAUAAGAGAACAAUCCAGAUUACACAUUCCGAUUGGAUCUCAUUUCUUUCAACUGACUUCAUCCCUAUAUUCCAUUUUCUCAUAGCAGCAAAUCCCAAUUGAACAUCAAAUCUUUUCCUUUACACCUUAGGCUUAACAAGAACUGCGUCAAUGGCAGCUACAAUAUCUACCAUGGCUAUGCUCAAUGCCAAGUGCUUAAGCACCAACACUAAGUGUUUUAAGCCCACCGCAAAACCAAUAUCUCUUCUCUCCAUGCAGAACCCACCGAAAGGCCUUGCCGCCUCAAUAUCAUCGGAAAACUCUGGUCUGUUUGCCAGAACUGCCCUUGCAAGUGCUGUUUUCUCGACAUUGAGCUCAUGUGAUCCUGCCUUUGCAGCACAACAGAUUGCUGAAAUAGCUGAGGGCGACAACCGGGGACUUGCCCUUCUUAUUCCCAUCAUUCCGGCAAUAGCUUGGGUGCUCUACAACAUCCUGCAACCAGCACUUAACCAGAUCAACAGAAUGAGAAGCAACAAAGGAGUUAUCAUAGGACUUGGUCUAGGUGGGCUGGCCUCAUGGAGUUUGAUGCAGCCAUCUGAUGCAUCAGCUAGUGAAAUUGCUAUGAUUGCUGAUGCUGCAAGUGACAACAGGGGGCAGCUUUUGCUGUUUGUCAUCACUCCUGCCAUUCUUUGGGUGCUGUACAACAUUUUGCAACCAGCUUUGAACCAGAUCAACAAGAUGAGAUCACAAUGAAAAGGGUUAUAUCUUUGUUCGGUGGAGUCACUUGGUUUAAUUACAUGUAAUUGCACAGUAUAUUAUUGAAUUUUCCCCAUGAAAAUUUUCCUCUCUUGGACCA
Molecule: messenger RNA, 849 nt
Organism: Olea europaea var. sylvestris
Lineage: Eukaryota; Viridiplantae; Streptophyta; Magnoliopsida; Lamiales; Oleaceae
Product: photosystem II core complex proteins psbY, chloroplastic-like
Exons: 1
Coding region: 165-746 (193 amino acids)
Biological process (GO): photosynthesis; cell redox homeostasis
Cellular component (GO): chloroplast thylakoid; photosystem II; membrane
Molecular function (GO): manganese ion binding
Source: RefSeq, a predicted model, not a curated record